AUGCCAGAAAAGCAAGCUCUAAUUAACCGUAUUACAAAUGAAACUAAAAUCCAAAUCUCCAUUUCACUAUCAGGUGGUCCAUUAAAAUUAGAAAAUUCAAUCUUAAACAAAAAGAAUAGCACUGAAUCAAUAGCAACCCAAGCAACCAACUCACAAACAAUCGAUAUCCAUACUGGUAUAGGAUUCCUAGAUCAUAUGAUCCAUGCAUUAGCAAAACAUUCAGGUUGGUCCCUUAUAAUGGAAUGUAGAGGUGAUUUACAUAUCGAUGAUCAUCAUACUACAGAAGAUUGUGGGAUAGCAUUAGGUGAAGCUUUCAAAAUGGCAAUGGGUGCUAUUCGUGGUGUUAAAAGAUUCGGUACGGGAUUCGCUCCAUUAGAUGAGGCAUUAUCUCGUGCGGUGGUGGAUUUAUCAAAUAGACCUUACGCUAUUAUAGAUUUAGGUUUGAAAAGAGAAAAAAUUGGUGAUCUUUCUUGUGAAAUGAUUCCUCAUUUUUUGGAAAGUUUCGCUGAAGCGGCAAGAAUUACCAUUCAUGUGGAUUGUUUGAGAGGGAAAAAUGAUCAUCAUAGAAGUGAAAGUGCCUUUAAGGCUUUGGCUGUCGCUAUUAGAGAAGCUACUUCUUCAAAUGGUACCAAUGACGUUCCUUCUACUAAAGGUGUAUUGAUGUAG
Molecule: messenger RNA, 666 nt
Organism: Naumovozyma dairenensis CBS 421
Lineage: Eukaryota; Fungi; Ascomycota; Saccharomycetes; Saccharomycetales; Saccharomycetaceae
Gene: HIS3
Product: imidazoleglycerol-phosphate dehydratase HIS3
Exons: 1
Coding region: 1-666 (221 amino acids)
Biological process (GO): L-histidine biosynthetic process
Molecular function (GO): imidazoleglycerol-phosphate dehydratase activity
Source: RefSeq, a predicted model, not a curated record